AUGAAGCACAUUUUCCGAAAUCAGGACAACGUACGUGGUCUCUCUACAACAACUUCUGCCGCUGUCGGAUGGGCAAAAGACAUUGCCAAUGCUUUAAAAUUCAUACAUAAUAAGGGAAUUAUUCACAGAGAUCUCAAACUGGAAAACACAUUGUUAUCGUAUGAUGAUGUUGUCAAAGUAGCCGAUGUCGGCCUAUCUAAAGAAGAAGACAUGAUCACAGGUACUCAAAUGGGAACUCCAAACUACAUGGCUCCAGAGGUGGCGUCCUUCAGACGCUACGACCGCAAAGCGGAUAUAUAUAGCUUUGGUGUAAUGCUAUGGGAGAUGUGGUAUGGUAAGAGAGCCUUUCAUGGCAUUGCUCCCAAGGAUCUCCAGGAACAAGUGGCUCAAGGUGUAAGACCGGAGCAUGUUCAAGACAGUAGGGAGCCUCCAAAUGAGUGGCGAGAUCUGAUGCAGCGUUGCUGGAAUGGGGCACCAGAUCAACGACCAAAUUCUACAGCAUGUCACAAGGAGUUAACCAGACUAUACGAAGAGACCGCCCUAACUCUCUAAUAUGCCGACCGAUCCGG
Messenger RNA from Pocillopora verrucosa, 569 nucleotides. RefSeq lists its product as uncharacterized. NCBI's taxonomy places the organism in Eukaryota, Metazoa, Cnidaria, Anthozoa, Scleractinia, Pocilloporidae. The record is from RefSeq and is a predicted model, not a curated record. Gene Ontology annotation, molecular function: ATP binding; protein kinase activity. Gene Ontology annotation, biological process: protein phosphorylation.